AUGCAGGCGUUUGUCGAUCAGCCCGUGCUUCUCAUCUGCCAGGAUGGGCGCGUGAUCACAGGCACGCUGUGUGGCUACGACUCGGGCGGGAACGUCGUCCUGUCGUCGUGUGUGGAGCGCCUCUUCAGCGAAGAGGCGCCCAUGGAGGAAGUGCCACUUGGCGUCUAUGUGCUGCGCGGCGACAGCAUCGCCGUGCUAGGCCUCCUCGAUGUGGAACGCGACAAGGCGGUGCCCUGGUCCACCCAGGCCGUGGCCCCCAUUCCCAUGAUCCGGCACUUCUAG
Molecule: messenger RNA, 282 nt
Organism: Malassezia sympodialis ATCC 42132
Lineage: Eukaryota; Fungi; Basidiomycota; Malasseziomycetes; Malasseziales; Malasseziaceae
Product: U6 snRNA-associated Sm-like protein LSm8
Biological process (GO): mRNA splicing, via spliceosome
Cellular component (GO): precatalytic spliceosome; U6 snRNP; U4/U6 x U5 tri-snRNP complex
Molecular function (GO): mRNA binding
Source: RefSeq, a predicted model, not a curated record